GGACGGACUGUUUAGAGCGGCGGCACGCCGGUCACUUCCUGCACGUUGUGCUGUUCGCGCGUGAAGUUGCGGCGCAUUAAUCAGCAUUUUCUGCGUUUUGAGAAGAAGGAACCAGCAGUGAUGGAAGCCGUGGAGCCGGAAACCGGGGAGAGACAGACGGAUGCAGCUUCCAAAGGCCAAGCCGCCAUCAAACCCGAGUUCCUCACCACCAAAGAGAAGUUUCAUGAGUUUCUGGACGCAGAGCUGCAGGAGGUGGAGUCCAGUGAAAAAGACCAAACUGAUGAGAUCCAAGAACCCCAACACAAGAAACCCAAACACGACCUUCAGGAGAAGAGCAGAGCAGAAGGUCAACGGCUCCGGGGUCAGAACAAGUCCAGGCCUCACGUAAAGCCCACCACGUACGAGGAGAAGCGGCUGUGCCUGGCAGUCCUGCAGAACAGAGACUGCGCCUUUGGACAGAAGUGCUACUUCCUCCAUGACGUUGGCGAGUACAUGAGGACCAAAGCGGCCGACAUCGGGGACAGCUGCUACCUCUACGACACAUUUGGAAAGUGUGGAUACGGUCUGAGCUGCCGCUUCGCUAAAGCGCACACCACGGCCGACUUCCAGACCAUGGAGGACGGCGAGCUGAUGAAGACCAAGGAAGGCCGGACCACGGUGAAGAACGCCUUAAGCAAAGAGCUCCAGAACCGUCUGAGGAAGAGGAAGGUCGUCUUCACAAAGUCUGAGGAAUAUUUAAAAAGUCUGUCAAAAAGCAAAGACAAAACGGACGGCGGUGGGAAAGAUGUUUGUUCUACUAAAGAACCUGGAGAUGCAGUGGAGGAACGUCCCACACCUGAGGAGUCACAGGCCCAGCGGAUGUCCGGUCCAGAUGAACGGCCGCUGGUGAAGACGGUCGGCCCGCUAACAGAUGCUGAUGUCAUCAAGCUCCGCCCCUGUGAGAAGAAGAAGGUGGACUUCAGAGAUAAGCUGUACCUGGCUCCUCUGACUACAUGCGGGAACCUGCCCUUCCGCCGCGUGUGCAAGCGCUUCGGCGCCGACAUCACCUGCGGGGAGAUGGCGGUGUGCACCAACCUCCUGCAGGGGCAGCAGUCCGAGUGGGCGCUCCUGAAGAGGCACGAGAGCGAGGACCUGUUCGGGGUGCAGGUGGAGGGCUGCUUCCCCGACACCAUGACCAAGUGUGCAGAGCUCAUCAAUCAGAACACGGAGGUGGACUUUGUGGACAUCAACUCGGGAUGCCCCAUCGACCUCAUCUACAAGAAGGGCGGGGGGUGUGGCCUAAUGGCGAGAACCAGAAAGCUGGAACAGAUCAUCAAAGGAAUGCACCAUGUUCUGGACGUUCCUCUAACGGUCAAGAUCCGCACGGGCGUCCAGGAGAAGUCCAACGUGGCCCACAAACUCAUCCCAGAGAUGAAGGGCUGGGGGGUCUCCCUGAUCACGCUGCACGGCAGAUCCAGGGAGCAGCGGUACACUAAGCUGGCAGACUGGGACUACAUCGGCGCCUGUGCCGAGCUGGCGCGGCCCGUUCCUCUGUUCGGUAACGGAGACAUUCUGUCCUACGAGGACGCGGUGAGGGCCAAGCAGACGGGGGUUUCUGGCAUCAUGAUUGCAAGAGGAGCCCUCAUCAAGCCCUGGAUCUUCACGGAGAUCAAGGAGAGCAGACACUGGGACAUCUCGUCCAGCGAGCGGCUGGACGUCCUCAGAGACUUCACCAACUUUGGCCUGGAGCACUGGGGCUCCGACACUCGCGGCGUGGAGAAGACGCGCUCCUUCCUGCUGGAGUGGCUGUCCUUCAUGUGCAGAUACGUCCCUGUGGGGCUGCUGGAGCGAGUUCCUCAGAAGAUCAACGAGAGGCCGCCGUACUACAUGGGCAGGAACUACCUGGAGACCCUGAUGGCCAGUCAGAACGUGGGGGACUGGGUGAAGAUAAGUGAGAUGCUGCUGGGGCCCGUACCCAACAACUUCAACUUCCUGCCCAAACACAAAGCCAACGCCUACAAGUGAUGGCGUCACCUCAGGCUGACGGGAGCCUGAAGGAGCAGAGAUUUGGGUUCAUGUGUGCGGCGGCAAGGAAUUAAAGUCUUUCCACAAACAGA
Molecule: messenger RNA, 2096 nt
Organism: Oryzias latipes (Japanese medaka)
Lineage: Eukaryota; Metazoa; Chordata; Actinopteri; Beloniformes; Adrianichthyidae
Gene: dus3l
Product: dihydrouridine synthase 3-like (S. cerevisiae)
Biological process (GO): tRNA processing
Molecular function (GO): metal ion binding; flavin adenine dinucleotide binding; tRNA dihydrouridine synthase activity
Source: RefSeq, a predicted model, not a curated record